Molecule: messenger RNA, 1740 nt
Organism: Penicillium psychrosexuale
Lineage: Eukaryota; Fungi; Ascomycota; Eurotiomycetes; Eurotiales; Aspergillaceae
Exons: 7
Coding region: 1-1740 (579 amino acids)
Biological process (GO): carbohydrate transport; transmembrane transport
Cellular component (GO): membrane
Molecular function (GO): carbohydrate:proton symporter activity
Source: RefSeq, a predicted model, not a curated record
AUGAAACUUCCCUCAUCCCCGCGUCGUCCGACGCCUUCCCCGUAUCUUGGCCAGCCCCAGACAUUGGAGAUCCCCCCGGUCACCUCGGAUUACCGCUUUUGUGUGGGCAUCAUGUUCGGCAUUCCGAAGUUCUUUGGCUGGAGAGGCCGGUCUCUCAACCUGGCUAUCAGUUCCCUUGGUAGUCUGGACUUCUUGCUAUUUGGUUACGAUCAAGGUGUCACGGGUGGUCUGCUAGACCUGCCCUCAUUCAUCAAAUACUUCCCCGAUAUCAAUCCACUAGAUCCAGCCAUCGCCGAUAACAAGCCCCUCCGAUCGCAGCGCAGUCUGAACCAAGGCAUUGCAGUCGCAUCGUACAAUCUAGGAUGUUUCUUCGGCGCCGUCUUGACUAUCUUCAUCGGUAAUCCGCUGGGUCGACGGAGGACUAUCUUCUGUGGCUGUAUGAUCAUGGCGACUGGCGCCCUAUUGCAAUGCACCGCGUAUUCCUUACCCCAUUUCAUUGUCGGCCGGAUUGUCACUGGUGUUGGCAAUGGUAUGAAUACAAGUACCGUACCCACCUGGCAGUCCGAGUCAGCCAAGGCCCACGAUCGUGGCAAGAUGGUGAUGAUCGAGGGUAUGCUCAUCACGGGCGGUAUUACUCUUAGCUACUGGAUCAACUAUGGCAUGUCAUUCAUCGGAGAAAAAGAGGUCGCGUGGCGGUUCCCUCUAGCUUUCCAGAUUAUCUUCGCUAUCAUUAUCUUCUGCUCUAUCCUCAACCUGCCCGAGUCCCCAAGAUGGCUUGUCAUGCAAGGCCGGACCGAUGAGGCUUUAGAGAUCCUCGAAUGUCUAAAUGAGAAAACUCGGGAUGACCCGUACAUCAAGAACGAGCUCAUCGCCAUCGAGGAAACUGUCAAGGAAAUGAACAAGGGCUCUUAUAGAAGUCUGUUCAAGAUGAGCGAGUAUCGAGAAUUCCAUCGCGUGGCACUGGCCUACGUCAACCAGAUGUUCCAGCAGAUUUCUGGAAUUAAUCUCAUCACCUACUACGCACCUUCACUGUACGCCGAGAUCGGUCUUGGAAGCGGCAACCUCCCAAAGUUACUAGCAGCCUGCAACGGCACAGAGUAUCUAAUGGCAGCAUUUAUCCCAAUUUUCAUCAUCGAGAAAGUCGGCCGUCGUCCACUGAUGCUAAUCGGCGCCGCCGGCAUGUCCCUUUCAAUGGCAAUCCUAGCCGGCACUAACUACCGCCUGACCGUCCUAAACGACAGCCGCGCCGGCAUCGGACAAGCAGUCUUCCUCUUCGUCUUCAACACCUUCUUCGCCAUCGGCUGGCUGGGAAUGACCUGGCUGUACCCAGCGGAAAUCGUGCCUCUGCGCAUCCGCGCUCCAACAAACGCACUAGCCACCAGCGCGAACUGGAUCUUCAACUUUAUGGUCGUGAUGAUCACGCCUGUUGCGUUCGAGAAUAUCGGAUACAAGACCUAUGUCAUCUUCGCUGUUAUAAACGCAUUCAUGUUCCCCUGUGUAUACUUCUUCUUCCCUGAGACACGCUACCGGUCCCUUGAAGAGAUGGACGCUAUCUUCAAGAAGUCUUCUAAUGUCUUCGAUGUCGUUACUAUCUCCGUUAAGGAGCCUUAUCGCUAUGACAAGCAUGGCGAGCUCAAACCUGAGUACCUGGAGGAGGCUACCCGCCAUGCGAGCACUGAUGUGCACAUCGCCGGUGCGAAGUUUGAUAGCGAUGAGAGCGGUAAUGAGGUUAAGGCUUGA